Cuscuta europaea is the source of this 3457-nucleotide messenger RNA. The record is from the annotation of a GenBank genome assembly. NCBI's taxonomy places the organism in Eukaryota, Viridiplantae, Streptophyta, Magnoliopsida, Solanales, Convolvulaceae.
ACUCAAGUAUAUGUGUAAGCAUACGUGCAUAGCUCUAUAACACACAUAAGGAAUAUACACCAUCUAGAUAGUGAGGAGUGAAGUGGGAGACGAAAAGGCUUUCCACUAUUCUUCUACGUUCUUCAAGUGUUCAUCAACAAUAUGCUGGAGGUUAGCGAUCCUAUUAUUUCUGAUGCGUUGUUAUGAUUUUAGUCUAACAUUUGGUAUCAGAUCCUGUUUAAUCUAUGUCUAUUUGUUGUAUGAACAUCAUGAAUUUUAUAUGAGCAUUCGGUAUAUACAUGUUCAUAUAUGUGUUCAUCACAUCACACAUAUGUAUGUUUUGUUCGUAUAUUAUGAAUAUAUAUAUAUAUAUGUGUGUGUGUGUGUGUGUGUGUGUACGUUUAACAUGAUUUCCAUGUCAUAUGCAUGAAAAUUGAAUCAUAUGUGUGUUAGAACAAGACAUAUACAUAUCUAUGUAUGAUGUAAAUCAUGAUUACAUGUUUAUAUUAAUGCACCACUCAUGUAUAUGUAUAUUCAUAUUCGUUCAUAUGGGAUACAUGAAUACUUGUGUCAUAUAAUUUAUAUAUGUUUAUAUAUAUACAUAUGUUGUCCGAAAAUUAUUAUAUAUUCAGAAAUUAUAUAUGUUUAUAUGAGUUUAUGUAUUGGAAUUGUUACAUGUAUAUAUAUUUGAUCGUGAGAGAUAUAUACAUAUGAUUUUCUCAAAUUCAUAUGUUAACCUUUUAAAUUCCUAUCAUUAUGUUUGAUGGAAUGACUAUGGUUACAUUUAAUUCUUGAAUAUAUGUUCUAAGUGAAUUAUAUUUAUAUAUGUAUGUGAGCCAUAUGUAUAUACAUGUGUUUUGCAAAUUUUGUGAUUCUUCUAUCCGUUUAUAAUUUGGAGAAUAUUAAAACGGAUGGCUAGUUAAUAAUUUUGAUGUGUUUUACAUGAAUACAUAUGGUAUUUCUACAUAUACAUAUGAAAUUGUAUAUGUAAUAUUUUGUAUACCAUACAUGUUAUGUAUCUAUGUUUGCUACAUUUAUAUGUAUGGUGGAGAUGCUAUCGGAUAUGGUGGCUGCCGGUUGAUGUAGCACCAUAGGGUGCUGCGGCGGUACUGUCAUGAGGAGUUUGAUACAACAUCAUAAGGAACGUAGUGACUCCAUUAUGGUUUCCGAGCGUCUCAAUGAAGUUAUAGAAUAAGUUUUGGACUUAUUACUAUAAUUGGGAUCCACUUUGAAUAAAUUAAGUUGUGCUAUUUUAAUUUGGAUCGAUAAUUUUGUGUGUGUUAUGGAAUGGUUUAAUUCUUUUUCAAGCACAUUUAUUUUAAUUGUUACGUGAUGCAUUAAUUUUAAUCUGUAUGCAUUGCAUUUUAAUUGUGCAUUGAAAUCAUGCAUUAUAUUGAUAUGGCAUGUAAUGCAUAACGUUAGAAAUUAAUGCCUUUAAUGCGUAAUAUUAAUGUCUUUAAUGUGUAACGUAUUAUUAAUGCCUUUAAUGCGUAACGUUAUUAGUGCAUUGAAUGCAUAACGUUAGGAAUUAAUGCACAUAUUAUUCCCAUUAAAGUUGAACUUGUGCAUAAUUAUAAUUGAGAUAGUGCCUGCAAUUUAAGCACAUUAAAUAAAUAAAAUUCUCAUUCCACUACUUUUAAAGUUUUUCCCAUAAAUAAAAUAUUUGUGGUAGUACCCAAACAACAAUUAACGUGAGAAAUUUAGACCGAGGAAAAUUCUUGGGAAGUACAAACCAGUUACACUUCAAUUCUUUAUACUAGUUUCCCUCGAACUGUUAAUUUAUCAAAAGAAUUACUCUCUAAUAAAACCUAGCCCCGACCGACUAUCCUGGGAGCAUAUUAGAGGAUUGUCCAUCACGAUUGUUGUUUUAAAACUUUAAAGGAUUGCCUUUGUGAUAAUAUAAUUUUAUUAAUUUUGGAGUAGCCACAACAUCCUUAAUUAAUCAACAUUAUAUAUUAAGAAGCCUUUGGCGGAAAUCACAUUAAAGAUAAGCAUAAAAUUUGUAAUUAAUUGUACGUGAUAUGACAUAAAUUAUCCCACAAGAAAUUCUUGUUAUAUUUGUAUGAUUAAUUAGGAUAAAAUAUCGGAGUAUGGUCAUAAUUAAUUUAUCCCACAGGAAGUUAUGAUUCGGAAUAUAGUUUGAUAUGUUUAUCGAUAUGUGUACAAAAUUAUUUAAGACUCAUGCAUAAGUAUUUAGCCCACAUGCAAUUUUUUAUGGCGGUUGAGUCAACACUUUUGAUUAUCACCAACGCAGUACCUGUGGGCGUGCGUUGGGGAGUAUUGGUUUAGUUACCGCUGCGCACCAACGCCCGCCCCAACUGAAAACAUGAUAGACCCAGUUUCUAACAAUCAAACAAUCAUAACAGUGAAGAAGAAGCAGAUAGAAAGAUAUCGAGAUGAACAACACCUUUGGUAUACCGUGUGAACUGCCGCUGCUCUCCCUAGAAAGAGAGAGCAUCGUGAAACCUAAUCUCUCUAUCUCGCCUAUAUUCUCUCAAAACCUUAGGUUUUCCAUAAGUUAGCUUUCUUUUAUAGGGGAAAUUAGCUAACUUAUGGGUUACAAAGAAGCUAAUGGGCUGAUAUACAUUUGUGGCCCAUAUUGCACUUUUAAUUAAUAACUACACAAAUACAAAGAUAUUUAAAUAGAUUGGACACCAUAAAAUAUUCCCAACAGAUGAACCGCCCGUCAUUAAUGCACAAAGUACUCCGGCUGAAAUUGCGCUAUAUGAGCGAUGGAAUUCGUGGCUCGGUUGAUCAGUAUAAGAAUGUCAAUGACUUGCUUAAGGCUAUUGAUGAUCAAUUUGUCACUUCAAAAAAGGCCUUAGCAAAUACCUUAAUCAUGCAUGAAAUUCUCCUCACUCCGUCUCACAACCGUUAAGGGUGUGCGAGAGCACAUCAUGAAGAUGCGGGAUAUAGCGGGUCAAUUGCAAAAUUUGGAGGUAACUAUGUCGGAUGUGUUCUUGGUGCACUUCAUUUUGAAUACCCUUCCUCACCAAUAUGGGCCAUUUAAAAUCUCUUAUAACACGCAUAAUGAUAAGUGGUCAAUUAAUGAAUUAAUGACCAUGUGUGUGCAAGAAGAAGAAAGGCUCAUAAUGGAGUUGGGUGAAAGUGCCAUGCUAGCCAACCUUAUCCAAGAACAAAUUUGACAAGUCUCGUACAACCACCUCUUAAGCUAAGGGUAAAGGUAAAAUACCAUCCAAAGUUGACAUUAAGAAGGUACAUAAGUGGUAUUUCUGUAAAAAGAAAGGACACGUGAAGAAAGAUUGUGCCAAGUUCAAGAAGUAAUUGGAGAAUAAAGGGUAUGCAGAAUCUAAGGACGCCAAUGGGAAGUGAGCAAAGCAUCUUAUUCGGAAACAAGAUGGGCUCACAUGUGGAAGCAAUUGGAACAUGCACUUUAAUUUUAAGUAGUGGCUUUGUUUUAAAUUUGGAAAAGACUUUAUGUACCAAGUUUCUCACGAAAUUUGAUUUCAAUUUCAAG